Cicer arietinum (chickpea) is the source of this 1311-nucleotide messenger RNA. Its product is annotated as glucan endo-1,3-beta-glucosidase-like. NCBI's taxonomy places the organism in Eukaryota, Viridiplantae, Streptophyta, Magnoliopsida, Fabales, Fabaceae. The record is from RefSeq and is a predicted model, not a curated record. Gene Ontology annotation, biological process: carbohydrate metabolic process. Gene Ontology annotation, molecular function: hydrolase activity, hydrolyzing O-glycosyl compounds.
CAAAUAACUAUUUAAAAAAAGAUUACAUUCACUAAAAAAGUUAUACAUAGUGAUUAUUGGCAUGAUUUCUUCUUAAAAUAUUAUUUGAAAACUGAUGACAAUUAAUGUUUAGAUUCUACUGCAAUAUUGAGACAUUAUUUAUAAAACAUAUCACUCACAUUACUGUCCAAGAAUAAUGUAGUUCUGUAACAAUAUCUAUAUAUAGAUGGAUGAGUUGCAUAUAGUUGAAUAAAACAGAAACCUUGAUAUAUCAAAAACCCUUGCCUUCUAUAUUCUUGUUUCAUGGCUUCCUUUUUUAAUAUGGGUGUCUUUUUGUUGCUUCUCGUGCUUAUUGGGUUGGAGACUUCUAAAACAGCUGCACAAUCAAUAGGAGUUUGUUAUGGGAUAGUGGCAAACAACUUGCCUCCUGCUGCGGAAGUAAUAGAACUUUUCAAAACUAAUGGCAUUGCAAAAAUGAGAAUAUAUAAUCCAGAUCAAGCAACCUUGGAGGCCCUUAGAAGGUCCAACAUAGAACUUGUCAUUGGGGUCCCUAAUGAAGACAUGCAAUCAAUUUCCAAUGAUGUUUCAUCAGCAACUAGUUGGGUACAAAACAAUAUAAUAAAUUACUCUAAUGAUGUCAUAUUUAGGUACAUUGUUGUUGGAAAUGAAAUAAAUCCUAAUGAUCCAACAUCACAAUUUGUUCUUCCUGCAAUGCAAAAUAUUUAUGCAGCACUUGCAACUGCCAACUUACAAAAUCAAAUUAAGAUUUCAACCGCUAUACAAGUAGGCUUGUUGGGAAGUUCCUACCCUCCAUCACAAGGAGAAUUUAGUCCUGAUGCAAUUCCAUAUUUAACUCCAAUAGUUAACUUCUUAGUGACCAAUGGAGCACCACUUCUUGCUAACGUGUAUCCAUACUUUGCUUAUAUUGGUAAUGAAGCGGACAUUCCUCUUGAAUAUGCUCUUUUUACUCAACAAGGAACCACUGAUAUUGGGUACCAAAACCUAUUUGAUGCAAUGUUAGAUGCAUUAUAUGCUGCUGCUUUGAAAAUUGGGGCAUCCAAUUUACAAAUAGUUGUGUCUGAGAGUGGAUGGCCAUCUGCAGGUGGAGAAGGGGCCACAACUGAAAAUGCUGCUGCAUAUUAUACGAAUUUGAUUAAUCAUGUCAAUAGUGGGAAUGGAACUCCUAUGAGGCCUGGUCAACCUAUUGAGACUUAUUUGUUUGCUAUGUUUGAUGAAAAUCUGAAGCCUGGUGCAGCAAGUGAGCAAUAUUUUGGUCUCUUCACCCCUGACAAAUCACAAAAAUAUAAUAUAGCUUCAAUACAUAAUAACUGA